UGAAUUCAGUAAUGCUUAAACCUUUGAAGUGAAUAGUUGGGUGAUAAAUUUAGAGCUCUAAUCCAUACGAAAAACUUAGAAAAGAAGGAUAACAUGGUGUUUAUCGAAUUGGGACUUGUGUCCUUUCUACUCCUAUACAUUUUCUACAAAUGGGCUACGUUUAAAUAUAAUACAUUCAAAGAGCGUGGAGUGGCUUACGAGGAGCCUUGGCCUCUGGUGGGCAACGCGGGAGCGGUGGUGUUGAAUAGGGAAGGCUUCAAUAAGACGGUCCUCAAAUUUUAUCAACGCAAUAAAGAUCACGAUAUUGUCGGGUUCUACAAUUUUCGUUCUCCUGUAUUCGUGGUACAAAAUCCCGAUUAUAUCAAAAAGAUGACUGUAAAAGACUUUGAUUUCUUCGUAAACCACACACCGUUUUUUAAAGCCGACGACGAUCCUCUCAUUAACGGAAUGCUGACUGUAAUGAAGGAUCAACGCUGGAAAAAUAUGCGCAACACACUUUCUCCGAUCUUUACCGCCGCCAAGAUGCGCGCCAUGUUUGGUUUGAUGAACGAAUGUCUGAAUGAAUGUUUGGGACGGCUGCGCGAUGCGACCAAAUGUGGAAAGAGUCACGAUAUAGAACUGAAAGGUUGGUUUACGCGCUUGUCAAAUGAUAUUAUUGCCUCAACUGCAUUUGGUUUGAAGAUUAAUUCCUAUGAGGAUAAGAACAAUGAGUUCUAUAUGAUCGGACAAUCGAUUUCAAAUUUUCGCGGCAAACAAAUGCUCAAAUUCUUUGUUUCUAAUACAAUGCCCAUUGUACAAAAGAUCCUGGGGUAUAAAAUAUUUGAUACCGAUAAAACGGAUUAUUUCAAACGACUAGUUAUAGAUACAAUGAAAUAUCGACAAGAGAAUAAAAUCCAUAGACCGGAUAUGAUCCAGUUAUUGAUCGAAGCCAAGCAGGAGUCUGACCAAAACUGGUCUGACGAUGACAUUGUAGCACAAUGCUUCAUUUUCUUUUUCGCCGCUUUUGAAAAUAAUGCCAAUUUCACCUCGGUAAUCUGUCAUGAGCUAAUGGAAAAUCCUGAAGUACAAGAACGUUUGUACGAAGAGGCACUAGAGGUACGUGAGGAACUUAACGGGCAACCCUUAACUUACGAAGCAGUGAUGAAAAUGAAGUACAUGGACAUGGUCACAUCCGAAACAUUACGUAAAUGGAAUCUUGCUGGAUUUACAGAUCGCUUGUGCUCUAAGGAUUACGACCUCACUGAUGAUGAUGGGAACUUAGUAUUUAAAUUUAAAGCUGAUGACUAUGUGUGGUUUCCCAUCAUUGGUCUGCACUAUAAUGAAAAGUAUUUCGAGGAUCCCGACGCAUUUAAUCCUGAACGUUUUAGCGAUGAAAACAAAGACAAUAUUAAACCCUUUACGUACCUGCCAUUCGGUGUGGGGCCACGAAUGUGCAUAGGUAAUAGGUAUGCAUUGAUGCAAGCCAAGGCUAUGUUGUACUAUAUGAUAUUGGACUUCAAGUUGGAGCGUUCUCCGAAAACGGUGAAAAACAUAAUGGAUGAUAUACGUGGUUUUCAAAUAAAUCCAAUAGGCGGGUUCUGGGUUCGCCUUGUUCCACGCGCAUUUGCACACUCACUGAUGGCUCUCGCAGAAGUAUUAAUUCUUUUGACACUUGUUGUGUUUUUAUUUUACAAGUGGAGUGUUUCUAAAUAUCAUAUAUGUCGUGAUCGAGAAAUACCACACGACCAGCCAACUCCUUUGAUUGGAAAUUUAGAUACCAAAAUAUUCCUGGGAAAAUCAUCUUUCAUAAAAUUUAUUAUCGAGCGAUAUCAAGCUUAUAAAAACAGUAAAAUUUAUGGAAUUUAUUCGAUGCGUGAUUGCAACAUUCACAUUCGUGACUUGGAACUCAUCAAAAAGGUGGGUAUAAAAGACUUUGAUUCAUUUCCAAAUCACAAUUCUGUGGGAGGAGAUGGCGGCGAAACAUUUUUCUCGAAAAGUUUGAUCGUUUUGAAAGACCAAAAGUGGCGCGAAAUGCGAAAUUGUUUGUCACCCGCGUUCACGGGAAGCAAAAUGCGUUUGAUGUUUACGCUGAUCAACGAAUGUGUGAUUGAAGCGGUUAACUAUAUCAGCAGUGAGAUUCAAGCGAGUGACAAUAACGAUGUGGACAUCGAAAUGAAAGAUUUUUUCACAAGAUUCACAAAUGAUGCUAUUGCAUCCACAGCAUUCGGCAUACGAAUCAAUUCAUUCAAUGAUCGAAACAACGAGUUCUAUCGGACCGGAAAAGCGGUCACUGAGUUCACUGGGUUCGUUUUAUUUAAAGCUAUUUUAUUUGGACUUGUUCCGAAAGUGAUGAAGGUGUUACGUAUAAAAUUAUUUGAUGAUAAAAUCCUUAAUUACUUCAAUCAUUUGGUAAUUGAUGCUAUGAAAUACCGAAAGGAACACAAAAUUGUACGCCCCGAUAUGAUACACCUAUUGAUGGAAGCUAAACAGCACUAUGAAGAGGAAACAUCGGAUUUGAAGGGAGAACAUGCUGAAUUUACUGAUGAAGACCUUUUGGCUCAGUGUACGCUCUUCUUCGUUGCCGGAUUUGAAACCGUAUCCGCUUGUUUAUGUUUCACAGCGCACGAGUUGCUUGAAAACCCCGAAAUUCAAGAUAGACUUUACUUAGAGAUUUUGGAUACGCAAAAUUCACUGGACGGAAACCCCUUAAACUACGAUUCACUUAUGAAGAUGAGGUAUAUGGAUAUGGUUAUUUCGGAGUCUUUGCGUAAAUGGCCACCAGUAACCUUAACAGAUCGUGUUUGUUCCGCGGAUUAUAGUCUUAAGGACGACAAAGGGAGUUUUAUUGCUAAAAUUAAAAAAGGCGACAAUAUAUUUGUACCCAUAAUUGGCAUUCAUCGUGAUCCCGAAUACUAUCCUAAUCCGAACCAGUUUGAUCCCGAACGAUUUUCUGAUGAAAAUAAAAGUAAAAUUAAUCCAAUGAGCUAUUUACCGUUCGGUGUGGGUCCCAGAAUGUGUAUAGGAAAUCGGCUGGCACUGAUGGAGGUCAAGGCAAUUAUUUACCAUAUUAUCUUGAAUUUUAAAAUUGCGCGGACAGAGAAAACAUGCGAAAACUUAAUGGAGUCCAUUUCCGGAUUUACCUUAAUACCAAAAGAACGCUUUUGGAUGAAAUUGGUUCCAAGGAACUCUUAAAGUUAUUCACCUUUCUUUUUAUAUGAAUUCCAUUAAAUAUGUCAUUUAAAAUAA
Messenger RNA from Bactrocera dorsalis (oriental fruit fly), 3225 nucleotides. RefSeq lists its product as uncharacterized. The record is from RefSeq and is a predicted model, not a curated record. Bases 94 to 3171 code for a protein of 1025 amino acids. Lineage: Eukaryota; Metazoa; Arthropoda; Insecta; Diptera; Tephritidae. The transcript has 8 exons. Gene Ontology annotation, molecular function: iron ion binding; heme binding; monooxygenase activity.